Xiphias gladius (swordfish) is the source of this 2890-nucleotide messenger RNA. It is a transcript of the gene rab3il1, whose product is annotated as RAB3A interacting protein (rabin3)-like 1. Gene Ontology annotation, molecular function: guanyl-nucleotide exchange factor activity. Bases 221 to 1666 code for a protein of 481 amino acids. The transcript has 13 exons. The record is from RefSeq and is a predicted model, not a curated record. Gene Ontology annotation, biological process: exocytosis. Lineage: Eukaryota; Metazoa; Chordata; Actinopteri; Istiophoriformes; Xiphiidae. Gene Ontology annotation, cellular component: Golgi to plasma membrane transport vesicle.
GGCGAAGUGAGGACAUAGUUCAGCUUGCUAAGAUCUGAAUCUAGAGCUUAUCAAAGCACUGUUUUACAGAUUUUUGAUGGACUGGCAACCGCUGGGAAUCAUUUUUCAACACUUGGACAUCGGGGUCAACAUGUGCCACUAAAACAAUUUGACAAGCUAAAUCUUCACUGGAGAUAUCCAGCAGUUUCUGAUGAGUUUCUGCAUUGCCUGAGAGAGAGACAUGGAUGCUUUUGAGGGAAUUCACAGCAUCCAGAUUUCCUCGUCUCCACCGUCUUCAGCUACAUCCAGCCGGGGAUAUGAAGUCCUCAAGGCGGGGAGAUCUGGAAUAGCAGUAUACUCCUCGGCAGUCUUCUUUGGGACACCUGAUGCGCGGGGACAGGCAGCUUCUAGACACAAAUCCAGCAGAGAAACUGAGGAGGAAGGCUGCGUUGUUGGACGGUUGGUAGAUCUGGAUCCAGAGCCAGAGUCCAGAGUGGAGGGAGGAGACCGGGCUGGCCCCACCUCAGGCAGGGACCAUGGUGACCUCUCCCGGCUCCGCAGCUCCUCACUGGAAAUCAGAGAAAAAGAAAUCAGAGAAAAGGGCUCAGAGAUCCUCAGGGAGCAGCUGGACGCUGCAAAGAGGGAACUGAAACUCAAAGACAAGGAGUGUGAGCGUCUGUCGCAGGUCAGGAAUCAGCUGGAGCAGGAGCUGGAGGAGCUGACGGCCAGUCUGUUUGAGGAAGCUCACAAGAUGGUGCGCGAAGCGAACGUCAAACAAGCAGCAGCAGAGAAACAACUGAAGGAGGCUCAGGGGAAGAUUGACGUUCUGCAAGCAGAGGUGACGGCGCUCAAGACUCUGGUGUUAACAUCCACACCUUCUUCACCAAACCGCCAGCUGCACCCACAGCUGCAGCCUUCAGGAACCAGGGGAGCGUACAAACAUGUCGGGGGACACAUCCGCAACAAGAGCGCGAGUGGUGCCUUUCCAUCCUCACCUGGAAAGCCGGAGCCUUCCUCAGUCUCCAUUCACCCUGUGGCCAAAGAGGACAAAGAGCCUGCUGUUCCUGCUCUCCUCUCUCUCAUUCUCUGCCUGGUUCCUGGACAGUCUGUCAGCGUGACCUAUGACUCUUAUUGGCAGGGAGAGGGGUUAGGCACUGACAGCACACAGAUGGACUCAGUUCUGUAUGCAGAGUUUUUGAUGUGGAAGGAGCAUCCGAGUCUAGACCGCUCCUCCGCCUUCCUGAGUCGUAUCUACAGAGAAGACAUCGGACCCUGUCUCUCCUUCACACGAUCUGAGCUUUCCCAGCUGGUGCAGAGCGCAGUGGAAGACAACUCUCUGACCAUCGAGCCUGUGGCCACGUCUGCGUUACCGAUGGUUAAAGCCUCAGCUAUAGAAUGUGGAGGCCCUAAUGGCUUUAGGGCAGCAAUAGAGACAAAAUGCGCAUUAAGCGGCAUGUCACGGCUCUGUCGACAUCGCAUUAAACUUGGUGACAAGGAGAGCUACUAUUACAUCUCUCCUUCCAGCCGAGCACGGAUCACAGCAGUUUGCAAUUUCUUUACUUACAUCCGCUACAUCCAGCAGGGCCUGGUGAGACACGAUGCGGAGCAGAUGUUCUGGGAGGUGAUGCGUCUCCGCAGAGAAAUGACUGUGGUAAAGUUAGGUUUCUACCUCACUGACCAGGGCUAGAGGACCUGACAGUCCACUGAAACACCCGACAGGACAAGCAUGAUCCCAGGGCCUUGAUUAUUCAGACGAGUCUGAGUUCAACUGUGGUAACAAACAGGUCUUGGAUCAGUUUUUGUAGCAGAGGUUGCACAGCAUUAGUGCUGCAGCAGAGGUCAGCCAACAAGGGAAGCAGAAAAGUUUCUAGUGCCACUUUCACAGCUAGAAAAAAAUAAAAACAACACAAUUUUAAAGAUAGUGUUACUCCCAGAUAUGUAAAAUAUAUUCUUCUGUUAUACUGCAGGCCUCCAUUAUUCUCUGCACUAGUGAGGAGAAUAGUUUCUGUUUUUUAUCUUGUGAGCUCUGAACCUCCCCGGUGGAGUAAACUCAACUACUCAUGUUAACACAAUAGAUUCUAUGUAUCAUGUUUCUGGCAUUAGAGUGUUGGAAAGACGAGCACAGGAUGAAAGCAGUCGAGAGAGUUUUGUUGGUCUCUUACCUCAAGCAUUACAUACUUAGAAAACUAUGUAUGUAAGUUGUAAGAUAUGUGAGAUUGAUAAUAUCCAUGUAGUUUCCAUAGAACAGUGAUUUGGGUUGUUUUCUUUAUUUUAACAUAAAAGUAAUGCUCACUAGAAUCUCUCAGUUGCUUUCAGUUACUGGCUCAAACACCACAGCCAAGACUUUUUGUCUCAGCAUGGCCUUAAUUUUGUUGAUGCAUUCUUGCACUACCUGUUCUAAAGGCCUUGUAUAAAAACACAAAUGAAACAGCUGCAGCCUCUUGCGAGAAAAACUGUUUCACAAUAGCCUGUAUUUAAUGAUCAGAUGUAUUGUUGAUGAAAUAAUUAUUGUACCUCCACAUUCAAAAUAAUGACAGCUUUACAGUGUAAACGGAAAACAAACAAGCUUUAAUACAAGUGAUCGCAAUAUGCACAACUGUUGCAACUAUAGUUUUGCACAUCUGCAAUGAAUAGUAUGUACACACAGUAUAAGCCAUAAAUGACUUUGCAUGAAAGCAGUACAUAGCCAUAUUAUGCAGUGUAUAUUGGUUGUACCUCAUAGUGAAGAUUUAUGACUAUUAAUGAACAAUUUUUGAAGAAAACGGUCUUUUGAAAGUAAAAAUGAAGAAUAUUGUGUCAGAAAGUGCAAUAACUGCUUCUUAGCCUUAUCUAGGGCUUUGAGGUUCCUAACCUCAGCGUGCUGAUAAUUAACUGCAUUAAACACUCCAUUAAAAAUGAGGCAUUCUAGCCU